Messenger RNA from Plutella xylostella (diamondback moth), 2079 nucleotides. Its product is annotated as peptidyl-alpha-hydroxyglycine alpha-amidating lyase 2. Gene Ontology annotation, molecular function: catalytic activity; protein binding. Gene Ontology annotation, biological process: peptide metabolic process. NCBI's taxonomy places the organism in Eukaryota, Metazoa, Arthropoda, Insecta, Lepidoptera, Plutellidae. Gene Ontology annotation, cellular component: extracellular region; membrane. The record is from RefSeq and is a predicted model, not a curated record.
GGCGAGAAUAACGUAGGUAACAAGGCGAUUGUGAACCACGCAUGCGUACUGCGGGCCUUGGGGAGAAUCAAUACAGUGCCUUUAUACAGCCAACUGAUUUAGACAAUACUUGGGACAUUGUGUGACAACAAACCGCGAACAUGUUGCGGUUUAUUGUGCUCGCGGCAGCUUUUGCAAAUGUGAACUGCGAACCAGAAACGGUUAGGGAGAACUUUGACUACUUGAGUUACGGAAACAACGAUGACUUCCUCAAGAACUUGGACCUGCACAUGCCAAGAGAUGAAGUGGUUCUCCGGCCUCAAGAGGUGAAGGACUGGCCGCAGCAGUCCCUCAAUGUUGGACAGAUAACAGCUGUCUCCAUCAACUCUCUGGGACAACCGGUGAUCUUCCACAGAGCUGAACGCAUCUGGGACGAGAGUACCUUCAAUGAAACAAACGCCUACCAGAACGUCGAGCAAGGGCCUAUAAUUGAAGACACGAUCUUAGUAUUAGACCCCCACACGGGGUCAGUGCUUCACAGUUGGGGCUCGCAUGCCUUCUACAUGCCCCACGGCCUCACCGUUGACCACCACGAUAACGUCUGGGUCACUGACGUUGCUAAGCAUCAAGUCUUCAAGUACACGCCAAACAACCACAAAUACCCAACACUGACGAUCGGGGAAGCAUUCACGGCCGGCUACCCUUAUCGGAAGAGAGUACUCCUCUGCAUGCCCACCUCGGUAGCUGUGGCCACCACGGGGGAAAUAUUCGUCGCUGACGGAUAUUGCAACAACCAAAUCCUGAAAUUCAACGCUGCCGGAUCGAUGCUGUUCGCUAUACCGACGUUCUCCGAAUCUUUAAGCCUGAAUCUCCCUCACAGUGUGACUUUACUAGAACACCUAGACAUAGUCUGCGUGGCAGACAGAGAGAAUAUGAGGAUUGUGUGCCCGAAGGCCGGAUUAAAGAGUUACAUCAAGAUGAUGGAUCCAGCGACGAUCAUUGAGGAUCCUACGUUGGGAAGGGUAUUCGCUGUGACGUCACACGGGGAUACGAUCUAUGCUGUAAACGGGCCCACGUCGCAGAAUAUCGCAGUAAGAGGCUUCACGGUUAACGCUCUGUACGGAAACAUAUUGGACACUUGGGAACCUGCCACGGGCUUCACGAACCCACACUCGCUGGCUGUCACACGGAACGGCUCACAUUUGUACGUAACGGAAAUUGGACCCAACAAGAUAUGGAAAUUUGAGCUCACCGACGUAUACGAUAAGAAGUAGAAUCGUUCACCUGUAGACAAUUUUGUAGGGCUACUAAAAAACCAUAGAGAAAUUGCUUUAAACGCGAUCGCGAAUAAAAUUCGCUUUGUACAGACUAGUUUUAGUUGAAAAGAAACGAAUGAUGGAUCAUGGAUUUGUAUAGAGUGGAAAUGGGGUUAUCAGUAUUUGAAAAUAUAAUAAAGUAAUAUUUAAAAUAGGCUCUGUUCAUUUAAAUUUGAAUAUAUUAUGUAUACUUUAAUUACUAUAAUGCUUGUAUUUCCCUAAAUAUUUAUAAUGACAUAAAAAUAACACUAACUUCAUUUUAAUACUUACAUAUGAAAAUAUAAGUACUUAAACGUUGAAUGUUUUAUAAAUAUUAUAUUCAACUAAUACUACUACUAGUACCUACCAAAGCGAAUGCAGUUAUGCCUUCUUUUUAUAAAAUUUGAUUGUGCAUGUAACUCAGAAUAAUGAGUUAGUUAAACAGUUUUUGAUUAAUGUACCUAGUCAGAAUAUUUUUAUCAAUCUCAAGAAAAAAAACUCGGAUAAAUGGUUUUUGUAUUGACUUCAAUAAUGUCAGUGGUACUUGGUAUGUAGGUAUUUAGUGAAUACACUUACCUACAUAAUAUAUUAUUCAAAUCAUUCAUCAUCACGACCCAUCACGUCCCCAAUGCUGGGGCACGGGUCCCCUUUCAAUGAAGAAAUGGUUUUAGGCCUAGUCCACCACGCUGGCCUAGUGACAAAUAAUGUUACAUAUUCAAAAAUAUAACAUUAUUAUUACACGAUACGGAUAAGAUUACUGAUGGCCAGAAAAGGCCUUUGUACAGUUUUUAUAGUUUGCAAAAAC